Molecule: messenger RNA, 1122 nt
Organism: Otolemur garnettii (small-eared galago)
Lineage: Eukaryota; Metazoa; Chordata; Mammalia; Primates; Galagidae
Gene: MXD4
Product: MAX dimerization protein 4
Exons: 6
Coding region: 171-800 (209 amino acids)
Biological process (GO): regulation of transcription by RNA polymerase II
Molecular function (GO): DNA-binding transcription factor activity, RNA polymerase II-specific; protein dimerization activity; RNA polymerase II cis-regulatory region sequence-specific DNA binding
Source: RefSeq, a predicted model, not a curated record
GUCAAUUUGAGGGCCUGAGGCAGAGGGUGGCGGCCCAGCGUACAGCGAGUCCGCGGAGUCUGGGAAGUGGUGCCUAGGGCGCGCGGGGCCGGCGGCGAGCGGAGCCGGCCGGAGCGGGCCGGGCAGCGGCCGCCGCCGUCCCGGGGCGCGCAGGCGGCUCCAGCAGGAGGAUGGAGCUGAAUUCCCUGCUGAUUCUGCUGGAGGCGGCUGAGUACCUAGAGCGCAGGGACCGAGAGGCCGAGCACGGCUACGCCUCGGUGCUACCCUUCGACGGCGACUUCUCCAGGAAGAAAACAAAGGCGGCCGGCCUGGUGCGCAAGGCCCCAAACACCAGGUCUUCACACAAUGAGCUAGAAAAGCACAGACGAGCCAAACUCAGGCUCUACCUGGAGCAGCUCAAGCAGCUGGUGCCCCUGGGCCCUGACAGCACCCGCCAUACCACGCUGAGUCUCCUGAAGCGUGCCAAGGUGCACAUCAAGAAACUGGAGGAGCAGGACCGCCGAGCACUGAGCAUCAAGGAGCAGCUGCAGCGGGAGCAUCGCUUCCUGAAGCGGCGCCUGGAGCAGCUGUCGGUGCAGAGCAUGGAGCGCGUGCGCACAGAUAGCACGGGCUCUGCUGUCUCCACGGAUGACUCUGAGCAAGAAGUGGACAUAGAGGGCAUGGAGUUUGGCCCCGGUGAGCUGGACAGUAUUGGCAGCAGCAGUGAUGUGGACGACCACUACAGCCUGCAGAGUGGUGGCGGCAGCGACGGUGGCUACAGGCCCCACUGCCGGCGGCCUGCCCACCCAGGCCUCUCGUAGGCCCCAUGCCCUCUGCUCCUGGCCCACCCGCCUGCCUAGCCAAGCGUGUCGGCCCUCCAGGCCUCCCUUGACUGACGUCAGCCUCACCACAGGCCUACUGCUGCACCAUUCUGGAAGCUCCAGCUGCUGCCUGGGCUGCCGCCUCUGCCCGUUCGCCAGUCAGGGCCUGCUGAGCCGCCCGCCCCUCCUAACUGGGCAGGGCCCCCUGCAGAGAGGCAGGGCCCAGUUCCUGUGUCCUGGAGCCCAGCGUAGCCACCCACGGUCUAUUCUCAGAUUCCUAAGCAUUCCAGAAGUAUUAAAUGUCAUUGCUGCAAACCUCGGC